UCAAAGUGUCGUAUUAGAUGAUGUCGUGUCUCGGGGACUUAGUGUAUUUACAAAAUUUUGCCAACAUUAGUUGUUGUUUCUAACUUAUUAGGGUUACGGUAACGUCGUCAUGGCAUUCAAAGUAGGUAAAAAAAUAUUCAAUAAGACUCAAUAAUAUUACUUUCUAUUGUGUACCUUUGGUUUAAAUAAACGUAUAAAUACGCAACAUUUACUUAUUAUAAUACGGUCGCAUAAUAAAUUAAAUCGAAUUUUUUACAAAAUAGGAUGUAGUGUAGUACAUAUUUAAUUUAUAUGUACAAAUACAUCUAUGUAAAUAUUAGACUAUGUAUUAGAAAUAUGACUUCUAACAAUAUUGUCUAAAAGAAUCGAAAACGUUCUAAGAAACUAAAUAGUAAAGUAAUUAUUUUUGACUUGGUAAUAUUUUUGAGAUUCAGGUAAGGUAAACUGUUAUUAAGUGUAGCACGUACUUAGGUUCAGGUAUAGUUGAGCAGUUUCUUUGUAAUGUUUUUAUAACUUUAAUUAUUGUGUUUGUAAAUAUUAGCAGUGCGUAUCAUUUGUUAUUGCUUCGAUAUACCAAUACGUAAACCAGUUCUUCUCCUUAUCACACAAAAAUAUUUUUUGUUAAAUAACGCAUAAAUAAAAAUUAAAUUUUAAACAAAUUGUGCAAAUAAAAGCAAUCACAAAUUCAAAUUCUCGGACAACAAGAAGCAAGUUUACCUAGUUGCUCGACAAAUACAAAAGUGAAUCUUUUUUGAACUGGUUCAUAAGAGAUUCGAAUUUUUAAAUUUCAAUUACCACAGCUUUAUUCGAACAAUUUAUUUAUUUAUAAUUUUAAAAUUUUACCUGCAAACUUGCAUAUUCUGCAAAAUAAGCUUCGACUUGCUACAUUAAUGUACAUGCACAUAAAUUUCUUACUUUGAAUAGAAAUUGCAAUUAUAUAUAUUAAAGAAUUUUUUUGUUCAAGUAUUGUAGAGAGUUGGCAACCCUAUUUGGAACAAUAAAUAUCAACGUUUUUCUAAUACACAAUACAAACCCAAAAACCAUUUGAGAGUGAAAAUGUUAAGUGUCAUAAAAAAAGUCAAUUUUUACGAUUUGUUUUAUAGAAAAAAGUGCAACUGUUUCAAAUCAAAAGAAAAGUUGAAGGCGUGCUUGUUUUUAUUUAUACAUACAAAAUUUAGACAUAAAUUUAUGAAGAUUAAAUUAGUUUGUAGUAAAAACAAAGGAAAAUUUGUACAAAUACCAGACUUUUUAUUUUUACUUGUGGGAUUUUGUAAAAGAGAACAGGUACAUAAAUCCUGUAAAAGCAACAAAAAUUUUAGGUACCUACCACCUCAAAUGUGAAAUUUAUUCGUAUUGUGUAGAUAAAAUUUCAUAAUUUUGAAAUAGUCAUCAGGUAUGGAUGGAUGCCUUAUUUUAAUGGAUAUUUUUCAAAAGUAUUUUAAGAUUAAGACUUCAGUCCACAGCAGUUGUUUGAAGCGAUAACACUUUGAAGUAGAAUUUAAAUUUUUGGAAUAGUUUACAUAAUUUAAAAAAAUAUACACAUUUAAAUAAUUUGAAGCUAUUUUGCGAUUCUUUAGCAAAAAUGUUUAGCCGUACCCCAUUUAUCAUAAUCACUUUAAUUUUAAUUGCUAAUGCAAAAAGUCGGACUAUAGUGGAAUAUUGUACCAGUUUACCGGAAACAACUUUAACAACAAUAUUAGGAUCAGCUUAUAAUCCACGCUAUAUGAGUAUUGAUGAGCCCAGAGUUAUUGUACAGCCAACAUUGGGGAAUAAGAGAGCUUUACCAGAAGAGGAUUUCUUUGUUAAUGAUGAUUAUCAUCAAGAAAUCAGCAAUAAGCCAGCAUGGGAAUUUGAUCACAUAUCAGAAAAACAUUUAACAAGAAAUAGAAGAAAUAUCAAUGUCAAUGAUAUAAAAGAAACUGAAAAAGGUAUGGGUAAACGUGAUUAUCGUCAAACAUUUUUACAGUCAGUAGCCCCAUCAAAACGAGGUAAUAUUUUUCAACCUCGGCCAUGGGAAUGUAAUUCACAAAUACGUUGGAUUGAUUUAGGUUAUGAAUAUUUUCCAAGAUAUUUAAGGACUGUUGAAUGUACAAAAAAACAAUGUUGGUACGGGCAUUACACGUGUAAACCACGUUCAUUUACAGUUAAAGUAUUACGAAGAAAAAUUGGUGAAUGUACACGGAUCAGCGAGAAAUUAGUUAUGGCAUCUCAAGAUAAAAUGACAGGUGAAUUUACACAAUUAUGGAUUUGGGAGGAGAAAGCAGUUAAUUUUUGCUGUGAUUGUGUUAUGAACUAAAUUACAAAUUGAAAAUUGAGAAAAAAGUUAAUUAUUUGUUAGAAAACAUUUUUCUUUUUUAAUUAUUUUCUUGUACUAUAAUGUUAUCGCUUAAUUUAUUUCAUUCAAUUUACCUAGUUCUUUUUGCUAAGACUAAAAAAUAGUUUAAUUGUUGUUUUUUUUUUAAUUGUAAUGACUAAGAAAUAACAGUGAUUGUAUAAAUUUUAAUAAUAUUCUAUUAUAUAAAUACUUAUACAUAUAUAAUGCAAUAUUAGUGUAUAUGAGAGACAGAAUUUAGUAAAUAAUAAAAAAAUAUUUUUUAUAUUCAAUUAUAAAAAGCCAAAAUAAUAAUGUUGUUUUAAUAUAUUUUCACCCAGUUGCCCAGUUUAAUCAUUUCAGUAUCAAUUCGAAAUUGAAUUGUUUCUUAAAAUAUAUUCCACUUAAAAUUUGUGUUUCACUAACGAUUCCGACCAACAAAAAAAUUUUGUGAAAAUUUAAGUUCAUUAUUCCAUA
Condylostylus longicornis is the source of this 2788-nucleotide messenger RNA. RefSeq names its product protein trunk. The transcript has a single exon. NCBI's taxonomy places the organism in Eukaryota, Metazoa, Arthropoda, Insecta, Diptera, Dolichopodidae. The record is from RefSeq and is a predicted model, not a curated record. The coding region runs from base 1583 to 2296 and encodes 237 amino acids. Gene Ontology annotation, molecular function: signaling receptor binding.